This is a messenger RNA of Tympanuchus pallidicinctus (lesser prairie-chicken), 1830 nucleotides long. It is a transcript of the gene GFRAL, whose product is annotated as GDNF family receptor alpha like. Gene Ontology annotation, biological process: nervous system development. Gene Ontology annotation, cellular component: external side of plasma membrane; signaling receptor complex. Bases 1 to 1830 code for a protein of 609 amino acids. The record is from RefSeq and is a predicted model, not a curated record. Gene Ontology annotation, molecular function: signaling receptor activity. NCBI's taxonomy places the organism in Eukaryota, Metazoa, Chordata, Aves, Galliformes, Phasianidae. The transcript has 9 exons.
AUGUCGCUCCAGUCUUCAAAAAGGGAAAGAAGGUGGAUCCGGGAAACUAGGCCAGUGAGCCUCACCUACAUCCCUGGAAAGGCAGUCCAGCUCAACCGCUACUGCAAGGAGACAAAUGAGAAGGGUGUAACAAAUGCAGCAAGGGAAGCUCUGGGCGUAGGGAGAGGCUUGGGCUGCUCCCUCCCGAAGGAGGUGGGAAGAAGAAGGCACGAAGUCUGCCCGAGUGGGCUCUCAACUCUGCCUCCCGCGCCGCUGCCGCGGCCGCGGCCCCGCUCCCCCGCGUCCCGCCCUGCGCCUUCCUCGGGGGCCGGGCCGGGCCGGACGGGCGCUGUCCGCGCGCCGGGUGCUGAAGGGGAGGCGCCGCACGGCACCUGCCGCUGCUCGGCGCGGAGCUGCACCGCCGACGGCCGGCCAUGGCCGCGCUGCUCUGCUUCGUUUAACUAUUCAUUUUUAGCUACAGUGCUGCUCAUGUACUUCACAAGUGUAUCUACUGCCCAGACUACUGAUUGCCCGCACUUCAGUAAACAAUGUAUGAAUGUUGCAAAUGGGUGUGAGAGCAUCUGGACUGUUGUUGAGGAUGUCUGCAAUAUUUCAGGUAAUAGAUGCAAGGCAGAAGAUGCUAUUGGCUGUAAUAGAAUCAUCUGGGCUCUGGCUGACAAAUAUCCAGAUUUUAAAAACUGUGUCUGCACUACAGAUGGUCCCUGCAGCAUCACAGCUAUACUCGGGAAUCGAUGCAGUGGUGACAAAGAGAGCAUGGAAAGUUCAUCAAGAUCAAAUGCUGAGCUGAGUUUUACGCAGCACAGAAAGCCCCAAAGCCAAAGACACCCCGAUGAAUCAGAGAAGGAUUGCACCACUGCGAAAAGAUUCUGUCAAGAGGAUCUGUACUGCUCCUCAGUGUAUAGGAGUUUCCAGCAAGCGUGCCAGGCAGAGGCAGCAAAAUGUAGGAUGGGCAGCCAGGAGUGUUUGUCAGCAUGGAAAGAACUGAGGAAAACAGUGCUGGGAGAGUGCAAGUGCUCUGAUCCACUACAAAGGAGAUGCCUUAAAAUAUGGAAGGGAAUAUUUAGCAACCCUUGUUUGCAGUAUUCUCAAGGGAACCAAGAUUCAGUAGCUAGUGAAAAUGGUGAUGAAGAUGAUGAUAAUGGUGAUGAUCAUGAUAAAAAUCAGAACACUGACAUAGACAAUAUUAGUAUGGAAACAAAGCUACAGUGGAGUUUAUCAUCUCUCUCCAGGCAAGCAUACACAGCAAACAGAUCCUGUUUGGAUGUGAACAUGGACUGUGUUGAAGAUGAAGUAUGUAACAAACAGUUGUCCCUGUACCUUAAGGUCUGUUCAGUAAAUAAGAAGUGCAACAUGGAAGAAUGCCAAGCGGCCAUGAGGUUCUUCUAUCACAACAUGCCUUCUGAAGUCGCCCAAAUGAUGACAUUUUGUGACUGCGUCCAGCCUGAUGAAUCCUGCCACAGUGCCAAAGAACUUCUUCAUGGCAAGCCCUGUGCAAUUACUCCAGCUCCACUCCCAUCAUGUCUAAGUGUAAUUCGCAUGUGUGAGGAAGAUGAAUUGUGCAGGAAAAAAUACAAAGCUUUUUGGGACAAAUGUUGGAGACAUGUGACCAAAGAGUGCUAUGACGAUGAAGCUUGUCUUGAAACUUUAAUUAAAGACGACAUGCCCUGUUCUGCAAACGCUGAUUGCAAAGCAGCCUACAUCGGCAACUGGGGCACAAUGCUGCGUGUGGAGUGCACCUGUCAGAAUUCACCACCGGCAGAACAGUCGCUGUGCAAGCUCUUCCAUCACAUGCUUCACAGCACAUCCUGCUUCAGUCAGCUACGUGAGUAA